Soboliphyme baturini is the source of this 471-nucleotide messenger RNA. Lineage: Eukaryota; Metazoa; Nematoda; Enoplea; Dioctophymatida; Soboliphymatidae. The record is from the annotation of a GenBank genome assembly.
AUGUACAAGGACGCCAGCUCUCGAAUCAACGUGCCGAUCAACGCCCAAACUAUCUCGACGCCGGCGGUGCCAUCGUCCCGACCUCCGAAACGCAGUAGCUGUAGCGACGAAUCGCUGUCGCAGACCGAAACCACUUCUGAACCAUGCAUUCCACAUGUUGACUCGGACUUUUACGACCAGGCAGUCAACGACUACUACAAUCAGGAAGAGCCGAAUCUGACGAUCCUUGGCCACGCGACGGCGAUGUACCAUUUUCCUGGUAAGUCGCAUAUGGAAACGGUGGGCCUGCGGCUAUGGGAUCCUCGUGGCAACGAGGGAAUGGUGCCGAUUGAGGAGCACGACGAAAUGCUUGUGUUAGAAAUCGAUACGGGCGACGGUUGGACGAAGGUGCGGAAAAAAAUUCAAGACAGAGACGUUGACGGAUUUGUUCCCACUUCGUACCUGAAACUGAGCUUGUAUCCUGAUGUAUAG